Molecule: messenger RNA, 1326 nt
Organism: Clonostachys rhizophaga
Lineage: Eukaryota; Fungi; Ascomycota; Sordariomycetes; Hypocreales; Bionectriaceae
Source: the annotation of a GenBank genome assembly
AUGGAAGAAAUAAUCCUCAUCUUUAUGCAGCUUGCUGGCCGGUUUAUCGACCCUGCUGCAUCUUUUGCCUUGUGGAUGUCGAACUUGGCGCUCGAGUACAACAACUUCUCCUUGGUGAUGAGUCUAUGGACUGAUAAAGUUCCUACAUAUGGCUGGGUUCUUAUUGCCUGGGUAGUAUUUGGUGCGAUCUCCCUCGUCGAGGUCUCCGUUUACGGAGAAAUCGAAUUUUGGUUUGCCGCCUCUAAGGUCAUAUUCAUCUUUGUUGGCUUCCUUCUGGCCAUCCUCCUUAACACCGGUGCUAUCGGAGGACAAUAUAUUGGUUUCCACUAUUGGAGCGACCCCGGCACCUUUGUCAACGGUUUUAAUGGAUUUGGCAAGGCCUUUGUGCUUGCGGCAGCGUACUACACAGGGUCAGAAGUUGUAGCACUCACAGGAUCUGAGUCGCAGUCGCCCACAAAACAUAUGGCAAAGGCUAUCCGUCUCAGCGUUGUGCGGAUCUUCGUCAUCUUCGUCGGAAUGAUGUUCUUCACCACGCUCCUUGUUCCAUAUGACGACCCGGCGUUCCAGCUAGGAACCUCAAAAGCGGGAAAGUCUCCCUGGACUAUUGCGCUGAACCGAGCAGGAUGGUCUGGUGCACAAAAUCUUAUCAACGUUUUCAUCCUCACUGGAAUGAUGUCAUUAAGCGUCUUGUAUAUUUCUUCGAGAGUGCUCGUUGGGCUCGCUCUGUCUCAUCGUGCACCUUCUUUUUUCGCCAAAACUACAAAGAAGGGAGUCCCAGUCCGAGCCAUAAUCUUUUGCAACUUUUUCGGCCUGCUUGCUAUCUUGAAUCAGUUUAGCGGCGCUGCAUCUGUCUUUACGUACGUUACCAGCCUAUCCGGUUCCGCUACUUUCAUCGUCUGGGCCUCCAUUGGUAUCACCCAUAUCAGAUUUCGCAGGGCGUACGCAAAGCAAGGUUUCAGUCCCAAAGACCUACCUUUCAGAGCCACACUCUUCCCGUACGGUGCAUAUUUCGUCGCGAUAUUCAACAUAAUUCUGGUUAUCAUCUCGGGAUAUACGGCUUUUCUGAAGCCGUUCAACGUUGCCACUUUCAUUACCAGCUAUGUGGUUAUCGUCAUCUUCUUGGUCCUAUACGUAGGCUGGAAACUAAUCAAGAAGACGACAUGGGUCAAGUUGGAGGAUAUGGACUUGAUAACAGGGCGUGCGCAUUAUGACAAUCCCAACGAUGAUGGCCCAGGACUUUUCAACACAUGUUGGGUGCAGGGACUUCGCGGGGUGUCGCACAUUUGUUCCUAUUUUCGCUCUCCGGCACAGACGACCGGUCGUUAA